This is a messenger RNA of Cyphellophora attinorum, 2178 nucleotides long. Its product is annotated as Ferric transmembrane component 4. The transcript is spliced from 2 exons. Gene Ontology annotation, cellular component: plasma membrane. NCBI's taxonomy places the organism in Eukaryota, Fungi, Ascomycota, Eurotiomycetes, Chaetothyriales, Cyphellophoraceae. The coding region runs from base 1 to 2178 and encodes 725 amino acids. Gene Ontology annotation, molecular function: ferric-chelate reductase activity. Gene Ontology annotation, biological process: intracellular iron ion homeostasis; copper ion import; iron ion transport. The record is from RefSeq and is a predicted model, not a curated record.
AUGGCUUCGACGGUUCAGCAGCCACCCACGCUGGUAGUCCGACAGCACAUUCAGGAUCAUGCAGCGGCAACUUCAGUCUCGCAUCACUGGGGAUAUGCGGACAGAGUGGUGCCAUGUGUGGUCGAUGCUGGCAGCUGUGACUAUCUUGAUGUUGUAUAUGGUGCCCAUGAUCAGGGUGUAGUAUUCGUCGGCAUCAUGUGGGCGGUGCUCCUGGCGCUUUUCUUCGGGUUUGGCAUUAUGCGGCACUUGCUUCCUUCGCGCAAGUCGCCUCCACGGGAGGGUGAUGCUGAGACCUCGUCAUUAGGUGCUCAAAGCUCCGCCAGCCGACUGGCUAGCGCUGUCAAGGCGAGUUUCCGACGCUGUUUGCUUCCGGAUACUGCUUUGAGGGCAGUAUUUGGUCGUGUCACCAGGCUACAAGUCUUGAUCGUGUCUAUGCUGAGCAUCUACUUGACGAUGUUCACUUUUGUGGGCUACCGCUAUGAGACAUGGGUCACACCCGUAAAGAACAGUCCCGGUGUCUACAAUACCCGCACCAGCCUAGGACCAUUCUCCGACCGCAUCGGUAUCCUUGCUUAUGCGCUGCUCCCGCUAUCGAUCCUCCUGGCCACUCGAGAGUCCCUCCUGUCACUCUUGACUGGUAUCCCGUACCAGAAUUUCCAGCCUUUGCAUCGGUGGAUCGGCUACAUCAUCUACAUACAGUCCGCUGUCCACACAAUCGGCUGGACGGUUGUCGAAGCCAAGCUCUACCAGCCACAGCCCAAAGUCUGGACCAACUUUAUCAAGCAGACGUACAUGAUUUGGGGUGUUGUUGCAAUGGUCUUGAUCACACUGAUCCUGGUGCUUUCCUUCUCAUGCACAGUGCGUCGAACAGGCGGAUACGAGGUCUUCCGAAAGGUUCACUAUGUUAUGGCAAUGGUUUUCCUGGGUGCUUGCUACGGUCACUGGGCGCAGCUUGGCUGCUUCAUCAUUGCGUCGCUGGCUGUCUGGGGUCUUGACCGCAUUGUACGACUGGUGAGGACAUUUCUGCUGCACUAUCAGUAUCUGCCGGAUGGCGCGGGGAUGGGUUUCCAAGCAGCGCAGGCAAAGGUCAGCUACUUCCCGGAUGAGAUGAAUGGGGAUGUUGUGCGGCUGGACUUCGUACACAAUCAUGCUGCUUGGGAGGUUGGCCAGCACUUCUAUCUCUGCUUCCCUGAGAGCAGUAUUUGGCAGAGUCAUCCUUUCACACCUCUUAGCUUGCCUGGUAUUGGUAAGGAGGGACAGAAGCACACAUAUGUCUUCCGAGCGAAAGGUGGAGAGACCAGCAAAGUUGCUGAAAUAGCAAGGAGGAAAGUCCUCGAGCUCAACGACAGUCAGAGCUAUUCCAGAGAUGAUUCGAAGUCGACCACGGUCCUGCCAGACGCUUUACGAUCACAAGCACGCAACAAGAACCCAACGCCAAGAACAGCAGUGAUUCUGCAAGGUCCAUACGGCACAAGUCACGUUGAGAGGCUCACGCACGAGCCAGACGUCAACGUCCUCCUGGUUGCAGGCGGAAGCGGCAUCACAUUCGUCCUGCCUGUGCUCUUUCACCUCAUGACAUUACCUAUUCCAGUUCGAGCCGGACGAGAUCGGAGGAUCGAGCUUGUCUGGGCGAUCCGACGGCGCAACGAUAUGGAAUGGAUACGGCCCGAGCUUGACACCCUAAUGGCGGCGAGCAAGCGAAUGAACCUGGCCAUCCGGAUAUUCGUCACGCGAGAGGACAAGGCCAGCGCUGCAUCGAAUCUGGAGGACGUCGAGCGUGAGAAGGGCGGUCUGAUCGCCGUGCAAGAACGAGCCAAAGCAUCAUGCUGCUCCUCAUCCUCCGAGUCAGCCCACGACGCUAUGCAGUCAUCCGCAGAGGAAGCUGCAUCCUCCAGCAUUAGCAAUUCAUCAACGCCGCCUCGCCGCCUCUCAAUACACCAGCCCAGCUCAGCCGACGCAAUACGACAAGAAACGCGGCAUCCGGACCUAGCAAAGCUGGUCACUGACUUUGUCGGCAGCACAGUGCGUGGCCCAACGAGUGUCUACGCUUCCGGGCCAGGUGGGCUGGUCUCUGAUCUGAGGGCGGCGGUCGCGAGAUGUAAUGAUGGAGCGAAAGUGUGGAGGGGUCAGGAGAGGUGCGAUGUGAGGCUUGUGGGUGAUGAUCGGAUGGAGUGGUGA